Clonostachys solani is the source of this 1158-nucleotide messenger RNA. NCBI's taxonomy places the organism in Eukaryota, Fungi, Ascomycota, Sordariomycetes, Hypocreales, Bionectriaceae. The record is from the annotation of a GenBank genome assembly.
AUGGCUGCUUUCGACAACGACCUCAUCCCGCGGUUCUGGAUGGACCCGGCGAUUCCUCUGCUCGGACGAGACGACACCUGCAGCUACGACACCCACCAUAACUGCGACGACAUUGGAUUUAGUAAUGUCUGCUGUCCCAACGACCACUACUGCUUCGUCAACAAGAACAAGGAGGCCAAAUGUUGUUCCAUCGGCUCCAACUGCACCUCAGACUCCAACUGCAACAGCCUCUCCUACUACUGCGCCAGAACCCAGACCGUCUCUGGCACGGCCACGACCCAGGACGGCUGCUGUGCCCGCGCAUGCCCCUCGACCAGCUUCUUCCUCUGCCCCCAGGCUAAUGGCGGCAACUGCUGCCACUACGGCUCCCAAUGCGACGGGGGAGCCUGCAAGGCCAUCGUGACGGCAUCCUCCACCGGCGCCCUCCUGACGCCCAUCCAGGAAGGCUGCACCACCUCCCAGUACAGGUGCUCCGACGGCCACGGAUGCUGCGACAACAACCAGCUCUGCACCGAGGUCAGCGGAGCGGGCUACUGCGUUCCCGGGAUCCCCACGCAGACCGACAUCGAGUACAUCGGCACCGACCCCAGCGCCGACAAGCUCUCCCAGGGCGCCAUCGCCGGCAUCGCGGUCGGCGCUGUCGUCGCCGCCGCCCUCGUCAUCGGCCUCGCCACCUGGUUCUGCAUCCGCAAGAAGAAGGAGCGCCGCGCCCUCACCCGCCAGACCGCCAGCGAGGGCCAGACAGAGGACCAGACCAACGUGGGCAGCAUGGCCGAGCCCACCCCGUCCGCCAGCCGCGGGCCAGGCCUCACCCAGGACUACUUUGGCCCCCAUCCCGUCCCAGGCCCCUUCACCGAGGACGCCGUCUCGCCCGGCUCCUCGCCGCACCUGCACCGCGCCGUGCCCACCGUCCCCGACCAGCCAGGCGACAUCGCCGCCCCGGUCGAGAUCGACGGCCGGUCCACCGUCGACGACGGCCGCUCGACCACCCGCGGCAGCGUGGCGGGGGGCCCGACGGGCAUCAAGCUCGAGUCCAUCCAGGGCCGCUUCGAGCUGUACGGGUCGGACCACAUGCCCCCCGAGGGGCCGCCGUCCAUCGUGCCUACGCCCGUGGAGAUGAGGAACAGCUACUUUGAGCAGAAUCCCCCCGAAAAAUGA